Pteropus alecto (black flying fox) is the source of this 396-nucleotide messenger RNA. It is a transcript of the gene MED14OS, whose product is annotated as MED14 opposite strand. The record is from RefSeq and is a predicted model, not a curated record. The annotation marks the transcript as partial. NCBI's taxonomy places the organism in Eukaryota, Metazoa, Chordata, Mammalia, Chiroptera, Pteropodidae. The transcript has a single exon.
AUGUAGCCCUUGAGCCUCCGGGGGGCUCGGUCACCGCGCUGAAGUGGGCGCCGGCAGAGCCGCCUACCGCCAGACCGUCUCUGAACAGGAAGCCGUGCGCUGGGAGCAGAGGCCCGCCCCCAUGUAGCGACGAGCCUGCCGGCCCCAGGGACAAGAGCGAGGAGCGGGGGGCGGAAGGGCGGGGAAGCGGGGCUGCCGCCGCAGAGAAACUGAGCCUCCGCCACCGAUCAGAGGCUGCUUUGCCAGGCAGCUGCAGCGUCCAUGUUGACGGCCCAAAGCGGAAGUCGUUAGGCAGAACGGAAGGGGAACCUGCAGGGGGACUUCCGACAGCAACCUGUACCGUUUUUCCCGGCUGUCCGGCGCCGAGCCGUCUGGGGGCGCGUGGGAGUGGGGCGG